GGCAAAAGACUUUCUAGGAUGAUGGAGGAGCUUUUCACAGAGGGAGAGUUCUAUGUUGAGAAUUUUCUUCCCAAAGAUUAUCUGGAAACAUAUUAUAAACUUAACGUUGAAGAUGAUCAAAUUUUAACCUGUUUCCUGAAAGCGGCUCACAGGGCAUUCAGCCUAGAUGGCAUCAAGGGAGACACCCUGAUCGACAUUGGCAGUGGGCCAACCAUCCACCAGUUCCUCUCCGCCUGUGAGUCCUUCCGAGAGAUCAUAGCCAGUGAUUACAUUGUCCAGAACUGGGAGGAGGUGAAGCGAUGGCUGAAGAAGGAGCCGGGGGCUUUUGACUGGACCCCCAUCGUGAAAUACGUCUGUGAGCUGGAGGGAGACAGGGAAAAAUGGCCAGAGAAGGAAGAGAAAGUCCGAAGAGCCAUCAAGCGAUACCUGAAAUGCGAUGUGACCCAACCCAACCCUUUGGCCCCGCUGGUUCUUCCUCCUGCAGAUUGCCUGCUCUCCAGUUUGUGCUUCGAUGGGGCUUGCAAAGACAUCCCCACCUACCGAUCGGCUUUCAGGAACAUCAGUUCCCUCCUGAAACCAGGGGGGCACCUUCUCUUUCAUUCAACGCUUGAGGAGCAUUACUACAUGGUGGGCCAACACAGGUUCUCUGCCCUCUACUUGGAGAAGGAGAUGGUCGAAGAGGCAGUGAGACAGGCUGGCUUUGUCAUUAAGUGGAUUGAGGAGACCAGGGUCAACAUCCCCCCUUCUCUAGCUGAUGGGAAGAAACUGUGCAUCCUUCUUGCCCAGAAAUGCAGCCCAUGAAAGUUAGACAGCUGUCAAUGUAACACCCAGAGAUUUCCCCAACCAUCAUCAUGAAUCUGUUAUACAAGUUAGGGAAAGCACAGACAACAUGGCUUCUAUGCUCUUUUCCUUGCCUUUCCUAGUAGGCAUCUGGCAAAUGGCUCUGUGUGUAAUAAAGUAACACCUUGCCUCUG
Molecule: messenger RNA, 974 nt
Organism: Pantherophis guttatus
Lineage: Eukaryota; Metazoa; Chordata; Lepidosauria; Squamata; Colubridae
Source: RefSeq, a predicted model, not a curated record